AGUGGCUUCCCGCCCCCUUCACUUUAUAAAGGCCCGGAGGCCAUGUGACUCCGCAAAGCUGCCCAGCCUGGGGAUACGGAACAGCUCUGCCCCAAACUCUGCUUUCCCUGCCAGGAGCUCAGACCAUGGGAGGCCCCCGCUGCAGUGCCUUUUUCAUCCUACAAGCACUGUGUGUCUUCCUGACUCUGUUGGACUCCCAGAACACCGUAGACGCUGUCCCCAAGGACUGUAUUAAGUGGUGCCCUCCGCACUCCAAGUGCAUCAGUGCCACUGCCUGCCGCUGCGAUCCAGGAUUCAGAUCUUCAACUGAGAUCAUCACCGACCCUAUGGACAGUUGUGAAGACAUCAAUGAGUGCGGACCACCCCCGAUAGUGUCUUGUGGAAGAUUUGCAGACUGCAAGAACACGGAGGGGAGCUACUACUGCACGUGCAACCCAGGAUAUGUGCUUGGUUCUGGGAAAAACACAUUCAGGAAUGAGAGUGAGAACUCGUGUCAAGAUGUGGAUGAGUGCAGCUCUGGGGAGCAUCAGUGCGACAACUCCACCUCCUGUGUCAAUACUCUGGGCUCAUAUAAGUGCUGUUGCCCCAGGGGCUGGGUGCCCAAACCUGGAUUCCAGAAUAGCCAAAAGACCACACAAUGUGAAAAGAUAUUCUCCAGGUGGACCAUGCCCCCUGGAAUCAAGAGCCAGAGUCUCUCCGGCUUCUUUGAAAGAGUCCAGAUUCUGGGCAGAGACAUCAAGUCAGCCUCGGCUCAGGACACCAUCGGGAAACUCAUUGAGUCAGUGGACGGGCUACUGGAAGUUCCCGGAGACCUGGAGGCCCUGACCCUACGUGACCAGCUCCGCACAGCCACCAACCUGCUGUCAGGACUCGAACAUGUCCUGAGGACUCUGGCCAAGACGAUGCUUACAGCCCCCUUCACCUACCAUUCCUCUGCGGACACAGAGCUGACCCUGAUGAUCCAGGAGCAAGGGAAUGAAAAUGUCACCAUGGGACAGACACAUGCACGGAUGAUGCUGAAGUGGUCUGAGGCAGCUGGAGAACGGGACUCGGGCCCCGUCAUGGCAGGCAUGCUCUCUAGUCAAAACAUGAAGAAAUUGUUGGCCAAGGCCUCCUUGAAGCUGGACCUCGAGAAGAAAAGCGAGCUGGAAAAAUUGCACGAAAGUACUGUCAGUGGGACCCAGUUCAGGUUCCUCUCUGCCAUCAACUCUGCCUUUCUGAGCAACACGAAGACGGAGAAACUAGAUUCCCCUGUCACCUUCGCCUUCUCCCACCUUCCAGCGACGCCUGGGCCACGGCAGGAGCUGAUCUGUGCCUUCUGGAAGGGUGACAAUGACAGUGGUGGGUACUGGACCACCACAGGCUGCCAGAAGCUGGGCAGCCUGAAUGGCAGCACCACCUGCCAGUGCAGCCACCUGAGCAGUUUUGCCAUCCUCAUGGCCCACUACGACAUUGAGGACCUGAAGCUGGCCCUGAUCACCAAGGUGGGACUGGCGCUGUCGCUGGUCUGCCUGCUGCUGUGCAUCCUCACCUUCCUGCUAGUACGGCCCAUCCAGGGCUCGCGCACCACGGUGCACCUGCACCUCUGCAUCUGCCUCUUUGUGGGCUCCGCCAUCUUCCUUGCGGGCAUCGAGAACCAGGGCGGCCAGGUGGGGACACGCUGUCGCCUGGUGGCUGGGCUACUGCAUUACUGCUUCCUGGCCGCUUUCUGCUGGAUGAGCCUCGAGGGCGCGGAGCUCUACAUCCUCGUGGUACGCGUGUUCCCUGGCCAGGGUCUGAGCAAGCCCUGGCUCUACCUGAUCGGCUACGGAGUGCCUGGGCUCAUUGUGGUCAUCUCGGCAGCCGUCAACAGCCAGGGCUAUGGCCGCGUCCUCUACUGCUGGCUGAACCCCGACCACGGCUUCCUCUGGAGCUUCCUGGGACCGGUGACCUUCAUCAUUUUGUGCAAUGCUGUCAUCUUCGUGAUAACAGUCUGGAAGCUCACGCAAAAGUUCUCUGAGAUCAACCCAGACAUGAAAAAAUUAAAGAAGGCGAGGGUGCUGACCAUCACCGCUGUGUCACAGCUCUUCCUGCUGGGCUGCACGUGGAUCUUCGGCCUGUUCCUCUUCGACCCGAAGAGCCAGGUGCUGGCCUACGCCUUCACCAUCCUCACCUGCCUACAGGGCUUCUUCCUCUUUGUGCUGCACUGCCUGCUCAACAAGAAGGUGAGGGAGGAGUACCGAAAGUGGGCCGGCAUGGUCACCAGGAACAAGUACUCAGAGUUCACCACAUCCACAUUGGGCUCCAGCCAUAAUCAGACUCGGGUCCUCAGGCCGUCAGAGUCUGGCAUGUGACCACAUGGUUCUGGCCAGGCCAGCAACUCCAGUGGCCUCAACAGCUUUUGCACAUGCUGAAGACUAUUCUCUCCUACUGCUCUGCUCCCUCUGCCCUCCCGCCCCCAUAUGCACCUUGGAGAGGGGGAGUUGACAGUUGUUGUCUGGCACCAAACCCCGGAACACAUAGAGUGGAGAGUCAUACCUGAUGGGCCUGCUUCUGCUGUACCCUGGCCAGGACCCAGAGUGGGCAAGAGCUGGCCCCUUGCCUUGGUACCCAACGCCUGGACUAAGGGCUCCUGUGUCCACUUGGCCUCCCACUCAUGUCUUUGCUAUGGAACGAGGGGCCAGGGUACUUGGGUUUAACUUUCCAGUUAAGCUAAGACUGAGGUUGGGGUGGACGGGCAGGGCCCCUCCCGGCCCCAUUGCCCGUGACUCAUGGUACAGAGGCCCAUCUGCCCCUUGGGCAGAGGGUUCUCACUGUUUUGAAUGUGAUGGAUGUUAUGUAACGUUUUGUAAAUCUGUAUAAACUUUCAAUGUUCACACUUAAAA
Messenger RNA from Pteropus alecto (black flying fox), 2864 nucleotides. RefSeq names its product adhesion G protein-coupled receptor E5 (gene ADGRE5). Gene Ontology annotation, biological process: adenylate cyclase-activating G protein-coupled receptor signaling pathway; cell surface receptor signaling pathway. The coding region runs from base 126 to 2333 and encodes 735 amino acids. Gene Ontology annotation, cellular component: membrane. The transcript is spliced from 18 exons. Gene Ontology annotation, molecular function: G protein-coupled receptor activity; calcium ion binding. The record is from RefSeq and is a predicted model, not a curated record. Lineage: Eukaryota; Metazoa; Chordata; Mammalia; Chiroptera; Pteropodidae.